GCCUGGGCAGCUCCCUCCGCGCCCCGCGCCCCUGGCCGGCACGCGCCGCAGCGAGCGCUCGGGACGGCCUCGCCAGCUGCUGCCAGUGUGGGCACCUGCUCUCUAAGGGAAAGGCCACUGCUCUCACUGGCUCCCAGCUGUGAUGUCUGGUCACUCCCCCUCCCUCCUGGAGCAGCCCCACCCAGGGUGCGAGCCCACCCAGUGGCCCUUGUGAAGUGGUGAUCACUCCGACCAGCAGGGGUGGAAGAUGGUACCAGUCAACCGUGAGCCGGAGGAGGAGCCCCAAGCCGCUGCCGAGAGAUGGAGGACCCCACGCCUGAGCCCGUCUACGUCGACGUGGACAAAGGACUGACCUUGGCCUGCUUCGUCUUCCUCUGCCUCUUCCUCGUCGUGAUGAUCAUUCGCUGCGCCAAGGUCAUCAUGGACCCUUACAGCGCCAUCCCCACAUCCACCUGGGAGGAGCAGCACCUGGAUGACUGAGGCGCCCGCGGGCGGGGGCCGCGGCGGGGGACCGAGACCCCAGCGCUCUCUGGACAGGGCUGCCCCAGGAUGCGCCUCUGUCCCCUGGCCACCGGCUUUCCAGCCCACGGAGGCGAGAAAGGAUUUGGCCACCCGGGGGUGGAGAAGGUUCACCUUAGCCUUGCCUGCUCUCACAGGAGCAGCAGGGUGAGAUGAUCGGGAGGCUGUGAGUGUUGCAGUGGUGGGCCAGUCUGGGGAUGAGAGCGCUGGACCGGGAGUCAGGAGGCCCGGGUGCCAGUCUGGGGAGUCACUGUGAGCCUAGGGGGCGGUCACCUUCCCUGGCUCGCGCACACCUUUUGGCAUCGGAUAUGGGACAGUUACCCACCAUCAUAACAACAGUGGUCUCGUUUUGAGGAGACUCUUGCCCUUAACAUGCAAAGUAGCACACACACUAGCCCUGGAGGCUCCCAGCACAGACGUUCACCUGAGCCCCAGCCCCUUCCCAAUGGGCCAGCAAUGGAGCGCGUGGUGACGUGGGAAAGGAGUUGGAAGGUGCAUCACCCCAAAUUCACAAAAGGCGCAGGGGCUGCUUCCCAACGGUAUUUUUUUAAACUAAAAUAUAGAGGGGUAUAUUUUUCCUGUUAUAAAUGAAAUGUGUAUUUUGGAAGUUUGGGAAAAUACAGAAAAAAUAGAAGGAUGGGGGAAAAUAACACUUAUAAUCCCACUUCCCCAAAGCCGCCAUUUUGAUAUAUUUUCUCCCAGCAUUUUUUACAUGUAUUUUUAAAUAGUCAAAAUCAUACUGUGUGCAUGAUGUUGUAUCACUUCAUAUUAGAGCAUGAACACUUUCUCAUUUCAUCGAGCACUCUUUAUAGCCGUCAUUUUUACUGGCUGCAGAGUAUUCCAUCAGGUGGAUAGGUCAUCGUUUCAUUAUUAUCUCCUUUGGUCUGACAUUUCUUUUUUUUUCUUUUUCACUAACUUUUCCUCAUGCAAACUUAUUUCACCCAGUGACCUCUUGAGAGCACACAGUUAUGAGAUUAAUAUGGGACAGGAAGACCUGGCUUGUCCUGUCAGUCACUCUAAGGCUGUGUGACCUUGAGCAAGUCACUUCACCUCUCGGUGCCUCCGUUCCCUGAUUUUAAAAAGGGGAGGAAAAGCCUUGCCCUUUUAGUUUUAUGUAAACCUCAUGUGAAUGAAAGGACAGGAGUGGGAGUGCUUUGAAUGUAAACGUGCUGUGGGGGGAGACAAGGGAUAAGUUGUUGAUAAUGACUCUUCUCCCUCUUUUCCCACCCUUCUGACCCCCUCCCACCCCAUCACCUACAUCUAAGGCCUUGCAGCAAGAAUAUUGGACCAGAGCCCACAAACCUGGUCCCAAGUCCCAAAUCCUCUACUUCCUUGCUGUAUGACCCCAAAUAAUUCAGCCUCUCUGAGCCCCAGUUUCCUCAUCUGUAAAAUGAGGGAAUAACAUCUACCUCACAAGGUUGUUGUGAGGAUGAAAUGAGAGAAGAUGGGCAAACAUUGGUGUAUUUUCUUGAUUUAACCACCCCAGGAGAAGCCAGGGGUCUGAGCUGGGAGGAAGAGAGGUCUGGCUUCCCCCUUCUUUGCAGAGCCUGGAACCCUGGGCUUUCCUCAGUUCCCAGGGCCACUUCUGAAAGGCCAAAUCUCCCAGCCAGGACCACUGGUCAGAGGAAUACUCACAGCAACCUCUCCCAGCACCUGACCUCAAGGGAUAUGGUGUCUAUUAAUUUACAUAAUUAUCAUUGUCAUCGGUAUUCCCACAAACAUAAUAUGAAGUUAAACUAGACCACCAGAACUCCCCCUCCUUCUGAAUGCAUUUAUUCCAUCUCUCUAAGACACACCUGCCAUCCCCAUCAGAAGUGCCCUGCAGCUGUGAAGAAGCUCAAGGCUCCCUUCCCAUCACCUGCAUCCCAGCCAUGGGUCCCACUCCAUCCCAUGUCACCUGGGAAGUGGGUUUCCAAAGCACCAUCACCACUAGGUGACCCCUGAAAGUGAACAAGGCCACAGCUGCUCAGACAGCAUUCCAGGGCAUAUCCAGCUGUCCCUUCCUCCACACCCCCACUGUGUGGGAUGCACAAAGGGACAGCUGGCAAAGGCAGUGGACCAAGGUGCAUUGGAAGCUCUGUGUGAGGGGAGGAUCUAGAGCAAGGGCCUUGUACAUUGCCUCAGGCCUAGCAGCAGCCUUCACUCUGCAGCCUACCUCAGAGAUACCAAGCACUUCUGUGAAAAGCUCAUCAGCAUGGAUUUACAAUGCAAAUCAGAACCAACACCCAAUCAGUUAAUAACAGAUCCCAAGCAACAAGAAGAGGUCUUGAAGACCUCACUUGGAGAUACUUUAGAGCUCUCAGGAGUGAAAAACAGGUGCCUGAGGGCUGUGCUACUCAAACCAUGAUGAAGGACAAAUAGCAUCUGCACCACUGAGGGGCUUGUUAGAAAUCCAAAAUCAUGGACCCCUACUCCAGACCUACAGAAUCAUAAUCUCUGGAGAUGGGGCCCAGGAAUCUCUUAGCAAGAUCUACCAAGCAAUUUGUAUGCAUGUUCAAGUUUGAGAAGCACUGCCUUGGGGAUCCUUUGGUCUCAAUUAUUUCUUUUCCACACCUAGAUUUGCUAAUAUUUCCCACUCUAUCUCUUGACUCUUUUUUUUGGUGGCAAAGGGAAAUAAUAUUUCAGAAAAAGAUGGAAAAUUUCAGAAUCACUCCUAAUCCAAGCCUCCACAAAAUAGUGAUUUCUAUCGUGUGUCCAUGUGUUCCCUUCUAAUCCUUGCCCACGUGCAAGAUGUUUUUUUUUUCAUAAAAGCCUUCGGUUACAUCAUUUAAAUCAACAUCUCCUAACAUUUCAUCAUAAGCAUGUUUCUGCUACAGUCUUCCUAUUUAUCAUUUUACUGGCUAUAAACCAUGCCAUCUAGUGCAUGUACGUAGUUAUCCAGAGUCCUAUUAAUAAGUACUUGGAUUGCCUUCAUUUUCCCUAUUAUACAUGUUGCAAAAUAAAAAAAAUUUAAAAAAAGAAAGCUAAAGACAGAUAUGACGAACCCUGGGCUUGCUCAGGAUGGUGGAGAAUAAAUAUUUAAAUUACACCCCUUCCACCUUAGAGACACAUGGGGGAUGAAGAGCCAUCUAAACAUUUGAUCAUAUUAAGGGGAAAAACCAACUGAAAUUUCAAGCUUCUGCUGUUGCUUUAGCUGCUAAAGGAUGGAGGAGAUGGUCCAUUGUCAUCAGAGCAUCUUAGCCAGUUUCUAGCUAGCUGAGAUGAAGUUUGGGGUUUAGUAUGGAGAGGUAAACUGUCCAGCAAAAGAAAUGAAGAGAAUUUUUGAAGACUGGAAGCUGGCAGAGAGCAAAUGAAAAGCAUUUGUGGCAUUGGCCCUAAUCCAGGACUUAAGGCAAAAUAUGAUCAGAGAGAAACUCCCCGCUGCAGGGAAAGGGUGAUGGAUUUUCCAGACAGUGGUGUCUCGUGGCUGAUUUUACAUUGUUGCCUGUUCUGUGCUCCGCUACAGUCCCUCCAUGUUACUCCAAACCCUCAGUAAAGUCUGAUACACAAUCCACUUUGUGGUUGUGGUACUUGGGGGCAAUAAAGACAUCUGGAAGGUGGUCAGUGUGAAGAAAUGUAAUCUGGAAAGGGAUAAUCAUCCCAGGGACAAGUGAGGUAGCAGAAAUAAGCAGAAGCAGGAAAUCAGAAAGCAACUAUACUCCAAUAAAAAUUAAUUUAAAAAAAAUCAGAAUGACGGUUGCUAGCAUAAAUGUGACCGCUGAGAAUGCUCAGAUAGGCUGAUAUGAAUAAUAGCACACUAGUUUUACCAGCCUGGUAUAUCAAUUCCCAUCAUCUCUAUUUCAUUUUUUCCAAUUAGUUGCUCAAAUAUCUACAUGCUCUUAUUGAAUUGAAAGACCCGUGACUCCCUCUCCUAUAAAAUUGCCCCAGAAUUUCGAGACUAACUCAAUCCAAAAGGAGCUGGUCCUGCUUCCAAUUAUCAGGUAGAGAGAAUUUCAAAGUCUGGUGUGUCCACUAGUG
Messenger RNA from Balaenoptera acutorostrata (minke whale), 4476 nucleotides. It is a transcript of the gene CTXND1, whose product is annotated as cortexin domain containing 1. NCBI's taxonomy places the organism in Eukaryota, Metazoa, Chordata, Mammalia, Artiodactyla, Balaenopteridae. The transcript has 3 exons. The coding region runs from base 301 to 480 and encodes 59 amino acids. The record is from RefSeq and is a predicted model, not a curated record.